GCGCAACUAUGAACGCGACGGCCGUGAGCAGCAGCAGCGGAAGCAGCAGCGGUGGCGGUGGUGGCGGCAUUGGUGGCAGUCGGAAGGGCACGUCAAAGGCAUCGUCAUCAGCACCAUCUGUGUCUGGGACGGGGAAUGGCAGCAGCAGCAGUACCAAGAGGCAAGCCAGCCGUGGUGCUGGCGCUCAUGGCAAUGUACACGAUGAUGGCGAAGUGAAAGCAUCACACUCGGCUGUGGUGGUGAUGCCAGAGCAGGAGCACGCACACCCAAAGGUGUACGAGGUGUACACGGGCAAGUCCAAGUUGUGGUGUGGCGGCCGAUGCAUUACAGGCGAUAACUACGGAGCAAUCAUAUUCAGCUGGAUCAUGAUCUUGCUUGCCUCAACCCUCUUCUUCGUCUUUACGGCUCCGUUCCUAUGGAGGGAUCUGUCUCCAGCGGUUGUGAUCAUCUGCGCGUACCUCCUGUACACGGUGGUUGCCAACCUCCUCUGGGCAGGCCUCACCGAUCCAGGCAUCUGUCCACGUGCGCUGCGGGAGGAGGGUGACAACAUCAUCCGCUUGCCGCACACGAAACCAAACACCCGCCCGCCACCACGCCAGCGCACUGCAAUGAUCAACGGGCAGGAGGUCCAGAUGCGGUAUUGCUUCACGUGCCACCAAUACCGCAUGCCGCGCGACACGCACUGCGGCGUGACCGACGACUGUGUUGACACGGUUGGUAAGGGCCUGGCAAAGCAUCCUGGGGUUCCCGUUGUCGUCUUCAUCACAUUCGUCACGUUCUUCCCCAUCAGUGGCCUUGUCACCUUCCACGUUGCGCUUGUGCGGAGUGCGGUGUCCACGAACGAAUCGCUCAAGCUCCGCUUCGACAACGUGGAGAGCCCGUACCACCGCGGCCACCCCUUCAAGAACGCAGUCUAUACGCUGUUUGGCCCGCUGCGCCCGCCACUGAUGCGAUGGCGCGAGCUUGCAUCCCUGUACGACCUCAUGCAUCAGCACCGUGAGCCACGGCGCAAGCAGCGGCGGCGGCGAUAA
Messenger RNA from Salpingoeca rosetta, 1031 nucleotides. RefSeq lists its product as uncharacterized. The transcript has 10 exons. The coding region runs from base 9 to 1031 and encodes 340 amino acids. NCBI's taxonomy places the organism in Eukaryota, Choanoflagellata, Craspedida, Salpingoecidae. Gene Ontology annotation, cellular component: endoplasmic reticulum; Golgi apparatus. The record is from RefSeq and is a predicted model, not a curated record. Gene Ontology annotation, biological process: peptidyl-L-cysteine S-palmitoylation; protein targeting to membrane. Gene Ontology annotation, molecular function: protein-cysteine S-palmitoyltransferase activity.